Cinara cedri is the source of this 8407-nucleotide messenger RNA. Lineage: Eukaryota; Metazoa; Arthropoda; Insecta; Hemiptera; Aphididae. The record is from the annotation of a GenBank genome assembly.
CUUUUGUAUUUUUUUUUCAUUUCACAUUACUUUAUGGGUGCAUAGAAUAUUUAAUUAACUAUUGGUACUAUUAUAGCUGGUAUAUAUAUUAUUUAUUAAUUCAUAAUUGUGUAUUUGUGUCUAUGCGUUUCUCAUUAAAGUGUAGAAUACAUUCCAACCACUGAAUAAUACCGCGAAUGCCAUAUUCUUUAGAUGUAAUCUAUUCGUGGAGUGACGUUGAGUUUUGCUGUUGCUGAUGACAAGUUUGUAUGUUUGGGUUUUGUUGACCGUCGCUACGAAAAUAUAUACUACGGUCUUAUCAUGUACUUAAGCGCCUGAGACCUGAGAGUCUUGUGGUGUCCAGUGGACUCGUUGCAGCUACGACGAUUGCGCUACGCAAGAUGGGCGGCUGCUUCAGUUGUCAGAGGGGCUCGUCCGGUAAGAAGGACAUGACUGGCUCACCGUCCAAUGCUGGCAACAAUAAGGAUUCCAUAUCUCCAGCCAUACCUAGUGUGCCCAUACAGAACAUGCCGCCCCAUGAUAAUAUUCGCGAGAUCAGGAAUGGGCCGAUGCCACCAGUGCCCGAUCAAGAGCCAUCAAACGCCACAAAUGCGUCGGCAAAAAUAUUUGUUGCACUUUAUGAUUAUGAUGCACGCACCGAUGAAGACCUGAGCUUCAGAAAGGGUGAGCAUUUGGAAAUACUCAAUGACACCCAGGGGGAUUGGUGGCUGGCCAGGAGUAAAGCCACCAAACAAGAAGGUUACAUACCCUCUAAUUAUGUGGCCAAAUUAAAGUCUAUUGAAGCUGAACCGUGGUACUUUGGCAAGAUCAAACGGAUCGAAGCUGAAAAAAAACUACUAUUACCAGAAAAUGAUCAUGGAGCAUUUUUAAUUAGAGAUUCAGAGAGUAGACGAAAUGAUUACUCAUUAUCUGGUAAGAAAUUGAACAUUGAUUUAUUUAUUAUUAUUGUUAUGUAUACCAUACAUGCUACCGUUGCUAAUUGCAAUUACAAUUGCAAUUGUAUACUUUUAAUAAUUGUUUUAUUUAUUACAUAUUUAAAAUUUUAAAAUAAGAUAGGUGAAUUUUAACGAAAAGUAUUUUGGUGGAUCUGUGGAUAUGAUUAUUAAAAUGUCUGGGUAUAAAAUAUUCAAAAAUAUAAAGAUACUUGUUAUAAGUUGAUGUUUGAAUAUCUAUACAUUCAAAAAUCAUUGAACUAGGUAUCUAUGUCCUACAGUAUUAUAAAAAACAAAAAAUACACCUAAAUAAAGAUUAUACCUAUUAUUGUGCUAACCUAUUAUAAAAAUAUUUUGAUGUAUUUAAUUCUUUAGACAUUUGGGAAUAAUAUUUCUGUUGGUAGGUUUUUUUAAGUACAUAUUUAUCGAAUAAAAUUGGAACAUUUAUAUGAAUAGUUUUUUACAACGAAUACAAAUUGUAUAAAUAACAUAAUUAUCUAGGUAUGUGAGUUUUAAUCAGUACCUAAUUAUAUUAAACAUUUAAUUAUUGGAACCAAUUAUGUCUAUUGAAUAGCAAUUAUUAAAGUGUUUCGUUUCACUAUUCUCAUCUUGAUUAAUAGCCAAACAUUUAUAAGAAGGUUUAUCCAAAAUAUCCUAAUGACUUUAUUUAUUAUUUAGUACCUAUAUUUAACUGUACACUAUUAAGUAUUAAUAUAAUACAAGUUAUUAUAUUUGUUAUUCUUUUAAAUCAUAAUAUUUAAUUUUGAAUGCACGAGUUGUUUUAUUUAAUUUCCUUAUUAAGUUACUAAAUUCACUUGAUUUUUAACUAUAUUAUCUAAUACUUAAUAAUAAUAAUCAAUUAGAUCUCAUUAUUAAGAGUUAGUCUCUAAUUAUUUUUUUUGUUGACAAUAUUAUGUCAUGAAUUCAUAAUAAGUGUUCAUGGUUACUAAAUUGUCUACUGUUCAAAUAACUCAUAUUGUUAAAACUUUGUGACCUUUAUGGAGUAUUCUUGAAUUAGGGAAUAUUUUUAAUGUCUCACAAAUUUAGUAUUAAUAUAGUAAUUUGUAUAAAUUGUCCAAAAUUUGUAUAUAUCUACUUAAAAAUUGAAAUUAUGUUAUUUAUUUCACAAGAUAUUUAAAAAAAAAAAAAAAAAUAUUUUGUCGAUUCUAUAUAUUGAGAGAUAUAUUGUAAAUUUAGGUUGUUAUAGCAGUUAAUCAAAUUUUAUUUAAAUACCUAUUUAUUAUUCAACUGUAGAUAUAACUUAGGGUGCACUGGUAUAAUAUUUCAGGUUAGGACAUUUUUUUUACUUGAUAAUAUUGUCUGUUUUAUACAUGUGACACUUAAUAUAUAAAGAACUAUACAAAAUCUAUCAUAGGCAUUAUUUAUUACUAGUAGAACAACUACUAAUACUUUUCAUUUAUGUGAAUAAAACUGUUUUUGAUGCAUAAAAAUAUUCAAACAUUUGAUACAAUUUUGUCAUAAGUUUUAAUAGUAAACCAAAAUAACAGUUUUGAGUGAAAUUCAGUUAAACGUGGUUUUUAAUGCAAUGAUGUUUCACAGUUUUCAUUAAAUUGUUCUUUAUGUAUUGAUUUUUAGUUAGGCCAUGGAUAACUGGGUCGGUAUACCCUUGGACUGACAGUAAGUAGGAAAACAUAUCAUGUACAAAAAAAAGUUUAUUAUUAUAUUCAACUUACAAAAAAGUUAUUAAAGUUAAAAUAAAAUCAAUGUAACUUUUGAUAUUGUUUUUCUCCCACAAGAGAGUCACUGAUUAAGUAGGUAUAGAGCAACGUGCCGAGCACAAUAAAAUAUGAUAAAAAUGACAAAAAUAUUCUAUAAUAUCUACUAGAUAAGAAAACAAUCUUUACAAUUGUAUGAUAGUGAUAAUUGUGGGGUUAUUAAUAAAUGUUGAUUGAAAUAUUAGUUGCAUUUGUAUUAUAAUAAUAUAAACAAUAUAACAUUUGUCGACCCUUGGCUAAUAAUCUUGAUCUCAACCCAGUACCAUGUUGAUCACAGCCCAUGGGUUGAAAACUGCCGUUUUAGUUUAUUUAAAUAUUUGUAUUUUAGGUUUUUGUUAAAUUUGUUUUAGAUUCUAAACAAAGUGAGAAAUUUAUUUUACUAUGAUGUGUACCAUUUUGUUUUUUAUUUCUGUUUAAAUAAUUUCUCUAUAAGAAAUCUUUCUCCGAUUAUCAAUUUUAGGAGUGGUUUCUGGUAGUAAAUUUUGUCUAGUUUGUGCAUUAGGGGAGGGGGUCAUUUUUUGAUUUUCCCUCAUAGUUUUCAUAACUAUUAGGAAAAAAAUGUAUGCAAUAAUGAUUUAGUUAUCCGCAAUUUCUACAGAAUACUUAUGUUAGCUUUUUCUAGAUGUGGUACAAUUUUAAAAAUAUUUUAGUAAUUUUUGUGGUAUUUUUGAAUUUUCAAGUAUUUUUAGUUUAUAUUUGGUUUUUUUGACUCUCCAAAAAUGGUCUAAAAUUUAACAGAAAGUUAAUUUUAAGUUGUACUUAGUUGUAAAAUCAAAAAUAUUAAGCAAAAUGUACUUAUUAUUUUUUUUUUGAGUGUAGGUCUAAAUUUCGAUUUUCAUCAAAAUUUAAAACAUCAUAUUUUAUAACAUGUUUGAUCAAUUUUUGUUCAGAUUCUUUUUUGUGAAACAAUAAAUAUAUUGUUUACACACAUAAUUUAAAUUAUUUUAUAUAUUAUUUUACAUCCCUAACUUCCCACCUACAACAGCAGCGGUAUACUCAUAUGCUCAAUAAGCUAAUUAUAUGUUUUAAAGUAAUUUAUAAUUUAUAAAUUUAAUUUAAUAUUUUCUUUAUCCAAAAUAUUACAUUUUGGUAUGUAGACACAUACAUAUUAUAUUUUAAAGUGGUUUAAUUUAUACCAAUUAUUAUUCAAUUUAAUAUUUUAUGUAUAUAGUUAUGACCUUCAUAUUAUUUUGUUUAUAAAUAAUGUACUUAUACCUAAGUAUUAAAUAACAUGUUAAGUAAAAAUGAUAUUAAAUUGGUUGCAUUUAUAGUUUAGAUACCUAUAAUAACAAUAAUAAUUAAUAAUUUAAUUUGUUUAUAUAACUAAACUAAUUUAAACAUCAAUACCUAUUACUUUGAAAAGUUCGUUAAUUUCAAAAUUUUCUACAAAAUAUUGUAUUUACAAUUUGAUUAAUUAUCUUAAAUGUUUGAAUGAUGUAGAUAUUUAUUUAUUUUUAUGUUUAGGUAUUAUAAUAAAUACAAUAUUUUUAAUUUUAUGUAUUUAUAUUUGAUAACCUUAUCUAUAUAUACCUAUAUUUAUACCUAUUUUAGUUCGCGAUGGUGACACUGUUAAACAUUACCGAAUCAGACAACUUGAUGAAGGUGGAUUCUUCAUUGCACGACGCACGACUUUUAGAACUCUACAAGAAUUAGUAGAGUACUACAGUAAAGAUGCAGAUGGGCUGUGUGUGAACUUACGUAAACCAUGUGUACAGGUAAUAUUUAUUACUUAAUGAAAAACAAAAAGUUAUUUGUUUCGUAGGCUUACUAAUGAUUGAAAAUAAAAGUUUGAAUUAGAAUUAUUUUCUAAUCGUAUUUAUAUUUUUUCAUAAUAGGUUGAGAAACCAGUUACUGGUGGUUUAUCUCAUAGUACAAGAGAUCAGUGGGAAAUUGAUAGAUCUUCAUUGAAGUUUGUUCGUAAAUUAGGACAUGGUCAGUUUGGAGAAGUUUGGGAAGGAUUGUGGAACAACACAACACCUGUGGCUAUAAAAACAUUGAAAACUGGUAAAUUAUAUAUAUAUACAUAUUACAUAUUAUAUACAUGUACAUAUUAAUAUUAAAAUUAAUCAAAACUAAUUUUCAAUUAUUAUCUAGGUACAAUGGACCCAAAAGAUUUCUUAGCUGAAGCACAAAUCAUGAAGAAAUUGAGACAUACGAAAUUGAUUCAAUUAUAUGCAGUUUGCACAAUGGAAGAGCCAAUUUAUAUUAUUACUGAACUUAUGAAAAAUGGAAGUUUAUUAGACUUUUUACAAGGUAAUAAUUUGAAUAACCAAGUUCUUUUUUGUAUCAAAAUUAAAAUUGUAUAUGCAAAGUAUAUAAUUUAUAAAACACCUAAUAAUUAAUUCGUGUAAACAUAGGUAAAGGACGAGGUUUGAAACUUCAACAGUUAAUUGAUAUGGCAGCUCAAAUAGCUUCUGGUAUGGCUUACCUUGAAUCUCAAAAUUAUAUUCAUCGUGAUCUUGCGGCCAGAAAUGUACUUGUUGGGGAGAGUAAUAUUGUGAAGAUUGCAGAUUUUGGUCUCGCUCGUCUCAUAAAGGUUAAAAUUCUGAAAACCAUUAUUGAUUGAAAAAUAAAUAUAAUUGAUAUUUUGUUUGAUUUUUAGGAAGAUGAGUAUGAAGCGAGAGUUGGUGCACGUUUCCCAAUUAAAUGGACUGCACCAGAAGCUGCUAAUUACAGUAAAUUUUCAAUAAAAUCUGAUGUUUGGUCAUUUGGAAUUCUACUUACUGAAUUGGUCACCUAUGGGCGUAUACCUUAUCCUGGUAAAAUAUUAUGCUUUUUUUUUUUUCUUGCCUUCAUCCCAACAAUUUGGGGUUGUCCACCUUUGUUUUAAAUUUCCACUUAACCCGAUCUUCCACUUCGUAUACAUUUGCUGUCCUAUCAUUCUCAUUUGCGCCCAAUCACCUCUUUUUCGGUCUUUCUCUUCAUCUCAAUUACAAUUCUUUCCCCUUCAGAUUCCUUCAUGAUACGCCUACCCUAUCCCAGUCUAUUUUCUCUCAUUUUGUCUACUAUCAAUACCAUGCCUAAGUUACCUCUUAUAUAUUCAUUAAUAUCCUAACCCUACUCAUCUAAUAUGUUUAAUAAAUAAGAUUUACAAAUUGUAUUAGUAAUUAGUAGUUACAGAAUUAUUACACUACCAGGAGGCUACUUAAGGUUAACACUAAUAAAUAAUUUGCAAUACAAAUAAAGUUUUCAAAUUAAUAUGUAUUUACAUUUAUAUCUGAUGUAACAUAAUGUCGAUUUCAGGCCAGUUUCAUGAAAUAUUUGAAUAUAGUUUUUGUAUACACAAAAUAUGUACAAAAAUAAAAUAUCUUAUUUAAUUUAGAUACUAUUUGAAUACAUUUAAAUUUUUUUUUCACAAUUAUUUUAGGUAUGACCAAUGCAGAGGUAUUGCAUCAAGUCGAGCAUGGUUACCGAAUGCCAAUGCCACCUAAUAGUCCAACGGCGUUGUAUGAUAUCAUGUUAGAAUGUUGGCACAAAGACCCAAUGAAGAGGCCCACAUUUGAAACACUCCAGUGGAAGCUGGAAGACUUCUUUACAAUGGAGGGGUCUGAAUAUAAAGAAGCAUCGGGUUACUGAGAUCACGCCCGCCUCUCGGAGUGGCCUAUGCAACGGGUCAUCGCUCUACAUGGCGCUAAUCCACAAGCAGCCGCCAUAUAUAUGCAACACGCUGCUGCGAUUUAUCACGCACACAAACAUCAACAACACCAUUUGCACAACAUCUAUCAUUAAAAUUUGCUAGAUAUGUCUUUGACCAUUAUUACUUUUGGUAAGUCAUAAAGAUUUAUAACUUAUAUGUUUAUUUUUUCUUUAUCUGAGGUAUUAAUGAAUUACUUGUUUUAUACUACUUAGUUUUAGAUAACCACUUAUUUUUAUUUUUAUUACAAAUUAUUAGAUACUGUUAUUUUAUUCAAUAUUAGGUUGUAAAAUACUUAGGAUAAAUUUGUUUUUCUUUUGUCUACACAUUUUACUGAAUUCUUAUAUCUUUUUUUUUUAAAAUUUUAAAAAACAUUUGUAUGUAAUAAGUCAUUUUUUUACCAUAAUAAUUAAUAUGCAUAUUUUCAAUGUGUGCAUAAUUAAAAGAAACCCAUUGUUAUACUAGAAAAUUUAGUAAGUAAUAAAUUCAGUAACUGAUGCUCUUCACUGUGUAAUGUUUUAAAACUGUGAUUGUUUUGCUGUUUAUAUGAAACACAAAGAACUCGUGUAUGAUUUAUAAGGAACGGUUAAUCUAAUUUUUUUCUAUAAUUUUGGUAUAUUAUUUAUUAUUUUUUAUUGUAACAGGUGCAAUUAUAACUUGCAUAUAGGAUAAUUUAUAAGUUAACAAUUUCUUAUUUAAGCUCAUUUGCGUACACUCUUGUUCUUUGUACAAUUAUAUUAAACACAAUAUUCAUGUGAUCUGCAUUUGCCAAUUAUUAACACAAUUUUAGUAUAAACUGAAAAACUCAUAUAUUUAUAUUUUGUAUAUUUUAAUUAAUUAUUUUUUUUCAGUAUUAAUCAAAUAACUAGACAAUUUGUUCAUUCAAAUGUACAUAAUUAACAUCAUUAAUGUAUUAAAUUGUAUUAAUAACUUGCUAUGAUAAUGUACAGUUAUUAGUUUAUUACUUUUUGCUAAUUAUAUGUUAAUAAAAAUAGUUGGUAAAUAAGACUUAUACAAUUCAUCACAGUGAUUUAAAUUUUUCUUGGUAAUUUUUCAUAUAUUCAUAAUAUAUACAAAUUAAUUGUUUUGUAAUUUUCAAGCAUUAUUACAAUCACAGUUGAUAAUUUCAAAUGAUAUUUUUUAGAUUACACAUCAUCCCAUUUAUUUUGUGUCUACUGUUUAUAUCAUUAUAGUUAUUGUACAAUUUAUAUUCAUUUUUUUUACUAUCAUUUACUUUUUUUUUUUUUUUUUCAUCAUAUAUUUUAUAUAAUUUUUUUUAUGACUAACAAAAAUUAAUUUUGUGAAAGUACAAAAAACAAAAUAUCCAAAAGGUGUUCUAAACUACUAUGACGAAUUAACGCAAAAAAACAACUAAGUGUUCAUUUUCAGAGCGAUUUCGAGAGGUUUUAAUGUAUUAUUAAAUUUAAUAAUAAUAGUAAAUAGUAAUAAUAAUAAAAAAAAAAAAAUUGUAAAUAAAAUAAUUUUGUUUUCAUCAAAUUUUUUGUAUUUUUGUGUGCAAACUAGAAUAAAUUGAUGUACAAUGUUUUAAUAAUUCGAACAAAGAAUAUUUUAUUUUUUACCUUUUUUAAACAUAAAUUUUCUGUAAUUAUUAUUAUUAUUACUAUUAUUAAUUUUAUUUGUAUUUUCUAGUUCCUUAAAUUUUAUUCAUUUACAAAUUUGUUAACAUGUAUAUUCCAAAAUUUUAAUAUAUAUAUUUGUUAAAAAAAAAAAAAGACAUCUUAUUGCAAUCUUAAUGACAAAUGACCUAAUUAUUAUUAUUAUUAUUAUUAUUAUUAUUAUUAUUGUUUUAUUUGUAAAUAAUGUCUACAAUUAUAAUUAUACAAUUUAUUAGUAUUAUAAUAUAGCUUUAAUUAUUAAUCAUUAUUAUGGGACAAUUUAUUAUAAAUAAAAUUUUACCUACAAAUGUCUUUAUUUUUUAGAAUAGCAUAAUUAUUAUACAAUGUUAUGUAUCUGGUAAAUAUACUUGCAAAUUUAUAGAACAUUUUGUUUUUAAAAUUAAAAUAUUCAUACUAAUUGUUUUAUAAUAUUGUAUUGAUACAGUUCUUUAAGUGACAUAUCAUUCCUUCAAUCGUAUAUUUGACUAC